Messenger RNA from Coccidioides posadasii C735 delta SOWgp, 453 nucleotides. RefSeq lists its product as uncharacterized. Gene Ontology annotation, cellular component: cytoplasm; SAM complex. NCBI's taxonomy places the organism in Eukaryota, Fungi, Ascomycota, Eurotiomycetes, Onygenales, Onygenaceae. The record is from RefSeq and is a predicted model, not a curated record. Gene Ontology annotation, biological process: mitochondrion organization.
AUGCGCUUUGACGCAUACUCUUCACUUCUGGACCAUCGCCUACGAAAUGCCUGGCUUUACACCUUGUAUCUAGAUCCCUUGAAUUUCAGCUCCGUCGCGCGCAAGCUUUAUGUCAACCCCUUCACUGCGAAUUUCCUUGUACGAAUGGCCAUAGCCACAGAAUUACAGGAUGCUGCGAGAAAAGAGCUUCUAAAACGUUCGCCUUAUAUUGAUGUCGAUGACUUAAUGGCAGAGGCCAACAAUGCGUUCGAAUCCCUAUCUAUCCUGCUGGGAAGUAACUUGUUUUUUUUCAACAGAGAAACUCCUGGUUUAUUCGACGCGAGUGUUUUCGCAUAUACUCAUUUGAUAUUGGAUGUAAAGCUCGGGUGGAAACAUAAUCCCCUAGAAAUGCACUUGAGGCGAUACAGCAACCUUGUGAAGCAUCGACAACGACUACUAGAAGCAUACUUCUAG